AUGAGAGAGUUUUCAGGCUUUAUUGAGGAGUUUGAAUUAGUAGACCCACCACUGGGAGGUGGAGUAUUCACUUGGAGUGGAGGGGAAGGAGGUUCCCUAAAGGCUCGAUUAAACCGCUUUUUGUUUUCAAGAAACUGGGAGGACCUUGUGUCGGGGGCAAUCCAAAUUCUUCUUCCAAGACCCGUUUUUGACCAUUGCCCAAUUUUGUUAGACUGCGGUGGUAUAAGAAUAGGUAAAAGCUCAUUUAUGUGGCUAAGGGUGAACGGUUUUAUGGAUAAUAUUAAAGAAUGGUGGCGGUCUUACAAUUUUAGGGGGAAACCCAGUUUUGUGCUUGCGAAGAAGCUACAGGCUUUGAAAUACGACUUGAAGAUGUGGAAUAAAGGGACCUUUAGCAAUGUGUCAACUAGGAAGGAUGCAACCUUGGAGAAGUUAAACUAUUUGGAUAGCUUAGAAAGACUUGGAUAUCUAUCUGAUGAAGAUAGGAGUAGUCAACGGAUAGCCAGAGAUGAAUUUAGUCAUUGUGCCAUCCUUGAAGAAAUCUCUUGGAGGCAAAAGUCAAGGGCUUUUUGGCUGAAGGAGGAAGAUAGCAAUACCAAGUUCUUUCACCGUAUAGCUAAUGCAAGUAGAAAGGGAAAUUUUAUCAGUAGCCUGACAGUUAAGGGUGUUCAGCUAGAUAAAAAGGAGGAGCUUAAAGAAGGGAUUAGAUCCUACUUUAAAUCCUUGUUUGAAGAAUCUCUAGUGAGAAUACCUGCUGUGGAGUCAGGUCUUUUUAGAACUCUUUACUCAUUGGAUAAUGAGACUUUGGAGGGGCCAUUUUCGAAGGAGGGGGUUUCCAAAGCUCUCUCAGAUUUGGAGGGAGAUAAGGUGUUAGGGCCGGAUGGUUUUAUGUUGGCAUUCUGGAAUUUUUGUUGGUCUAUAGUUGGGGAGAAGUGA
Vitis riparia (riverbank grape) is the source of this 933-nucleotide messenger RNA. RefSeq lists its product as uncharacterized. Bases 1 to 933 code for a protein of 310 amino acids. The record is from RefSeq and is a predicted model, not a curated record. The transcript has a single exon. NCBI's taxonomy places the organism in Eukaryota, Viridiplantae, Streptophyta, Magnoliopsida, Vitales, Vitaceae.